AUGCAAUCCUCCUUGCUUAGCCAAGAACGAGCUACAGAAGGCACCCAAAAUGAUCAUCAAUCAAUCUCUGUUGAACUUCUUCAGGAACGACGAGCUGAAGAAGUCAUAGUUGACGUCCAAGAUAGUCAUCAAUUGAUCUCUGUGACAUCUAAAGAUGACCAAUGGAUAGGGCGAGUGACAGAACGUCUCCGGGAGUGUAAAGAAAAAACACGAUCGUCUUGGUCAUGGUCUAUCUUUAAGGUGCGGACGGACAUCAGGAAAUGCGACAUGAAUGCGUAUGAUCCCAUAAUCGUCGCCAUCAGCCCAUACCAUCAUAAUAAAUACAAAGAGAGAACAACACUGCAGGCCAUGCAAGAUCACAAGUGGCACUGUGUCUGGCGCUUGCUAUCAAGGUGCACCAACGGUGAGCACGACAAGGCCAACUAUUUGUUAAGCACAUGCUUGAUGGCAAUGAUGUCCAAGAAUACUGAUGUCCGAGGGAGUUACUCAAAAAAUCUACAAGAUUUGGAAGAUGAAGAUUUGGCCUUGAUCAUGUUGCUGGAUGGUUGUUUCAUCAUCCAUGUUGAGAACCAAAUCCCUUUCUUCAUUAUCCAGGAACUCUUCGAUAAGCUAAAGACUUCUGAAGAUGAAAACAUCGAUCUAGUCAAGAUUGUGGAUAAGCUAUUAAGGCGUUUAACUCCGUCACGUUCCAAAAACUACACUACCAUUCCACCUGAGCAGUCAGGUUCCAAAAGCUCCACUAUCACUCCGCCUGAUCAUUUGCUUGACUGGUUCCAUUCAACACUCGUUCCUUCCAAAGAGUGUGUUGACAUCAACCAAGAAAACUUAAAGAAACAAAACAUGGAUUUUGAAAUUGAAUGGAUCCCAAAUGUGACAGAGCUUCAGUUCUCAGGAGUCAAGUUUAAGGAGAAGAAGAAGAAGAAGGGAUGUCUCAUGAGCUUCCUCGACGUAUCAUGCAAAGACGGGACCAUUGAAAUCCCAAAAGUCAAACUAAAUGGUGCCACAAUCAGUCUCUUCAGGAAUUUGAUCGCAUAUGAGCAAUGUGAUUAUCUAUUUACAAACACUUACGUGACUGCCUAUGCCUCUUUUAUGGACUACAUGAUCAACUCCCCAAAAGAUGUGGCAUUGUUUGAGUUGAAUGGGAUUUUCAUCAACCAGCUGGGCACUCCUGAUCCCGCAGCUACUCUUAUUAACACAUUAAUGUGUGACCAUACUCAGGAUGGGGGUGACAACUAUAUAUCUUCAAGGUUCAAUGCAUGCAGUUAA
Dioscorea cayenensis subsp. rotundata (Guinea yam) is the source of this 1266-nucleotide messenger RNA. Its product is annotated as UPF0481 protein At3g47200-like. Bases 1 to 1266 code for a protein of 421 amino acids. The transcript is spliced from 2 exons. The record is from RefSeq and is a predicted model, not a curated record. Lineage: Eukaryota; Viridiplantae; Streptophyta; Magnoliopsida; Dioscoreales; Dioscoreaceae.